This is a messenger RNA of Suillus bovinus, 2243 nucleotides long. RefSeq lists its product as uncharacterized. Gene Ontology annotation, cellular component: TRAPP complex; Golgi apparatus. The transcript is spliced from 8 exons. The record is from RefSeq and is a predicted model, not a curated record. The coding region runs from base 1 to 1953 and encodes 650 amino acids. Gene Ontology annotation, molecular function: protein binding. NCBI's taxonomy places the organism in Eukaryota, Fungi, Basidiomycota, Agaricomycetes, Boletales, Suillaceae.
AUGCAGGUCAAGUCGAUAAAAACGUUCGUCAAAGACGUCAAGAGGAGACUUUCCCAGAAACAUAAGCGAAAGUCUUCAACCAAGACGACAUCGACGCCCACUACUACAUCUGACUCUUCCGCUCCGUCCACGCCGUCCCCACAACACUCUCCUCUGUACGAUGAUCAUUAUUCUCCGAACACAAUCAUUACACCAUCCAGCCCUCGCAGUGGGUCAAGCAGUGCAACUCUGGGCUCUCGUCACUCUUCCGACGUAAUCGAUAUUAGCUCGAAACACUCUAGAAGUCUCUCAGAAGACAUGAUGUCUGCUGAAACCCAUGGAUCGGAUAGCAGUGGUACCUUUGUCACCGCCGACUGGGGUCUUGCUUCCCCACGUGCGCGCAUUAAAUCCCUUGGCCGAAAUAGUUCGGUCGCACCACCAUCUAUCGCAGAAUCAGCCACUUCUUCCCACCCCAGCUCUCUCUACGCUUCUGCCCAAUCCAUGCAUCUGGAGGAUUCCGCCGAUCGCCCCUCACAAUUACUUCAGACUUUGCCUGAGGAUAGUGGAGAGGGUCUAGGUACACCUUCACAAGAGGUGGAACCUGAGGUACCAGACCCGUUCAUAGUUGAAGACUCGGAGGGUGUCUCGUCCGAAGGCGAGGAUGCCUCAUCUGACGUUGAAGUUGCUUCGCACGAGGACGAAAGCGUUCCCCCUGCAGAUGAAGAGAUCGCCCUCGCACAAUCAGCACUUCUUACGCCAUCUGAACUACCUCCCGCGAUACCUUCCCCAAACGUCAACAAAGACGUACCCCCGCCUCCCCCGAGCGAUGCCGAGUCUGAGGCUCCCGAAUUGUAUCUUCCUGGGCUCACCAUGCCUACCAUGUUCUUACCCAUCCCAAACACGGACCCUCUAAAUAUUCUCCUCACGAAAUAUGUAUCUCCGCUUGAGAAGCGUCCUGUACGAGAUGUCACUGGCGAAUGGCAGCAUUUUGAUUUUCACUCGAUGGUUAUGUCAAACAGCUGGCGUGCGCUUGCCAAAAUGGCCCGAGAUCGUCUAGUAUCAUGUAAUCCUGAGGACCUCAUUCGUGUUCUCGAUCUCUGGUCUCUGCGCCUAUCAAGCCUCGCUCGUCUCCGUCUCUACAACCAAACGUCCGCUGAGUGCACCAACCUUUUUGCAGUACUCAAUGCCACAGAGCCCCCGUCCGCCCGAGCAUACCUAUUCGACCGCGUCCUUCCUUUUGAGCUCGAGGUCAUGCACGCACGCCUCAAAUACUGGGCAGGCGACCCCAUGGGCUACCUGGACGUUCUUUAUGCUUUGCUCAAGAAGUGUAAGCUUCAAGCCAAGAGUUCGAAAGCCGAAGGCGACGAGUCCAGUUUGUCGAUGUGGCUCGAGCGCGCUGCACGGAUGUGCCUGAUCAUCGCGUCUCAAAUGAUCGAGAUGAAGGACUUCACUGCUGCAACGAAACUUUUGGAGCCCCUGUUCGCACAACGUACUGGGCCACAACCCUCCCCUGCUAUCCGAUCUGCCGUGGGUCGCAUUUAUCUGCAGAGUGGUUACCUCGCACAGGCUGUGGCGCACUUUGCUGUCGUGGAGGGUGAUGCUAGCGUCCCGCAGACGCUCAAAGAUAUGAAUGCUGCCUUACUUGCAUGUGCUGAGGGGAACUGGACGCGGGCGGAUGAACUGCUCCAAGCCCUCGUCCAGGCAGAGCCGGAUAACUUUGUGGCGAUCAACAAUCUGUCUGUGGCUCUUCUCAGUCAGGGAAAGCUCAAGGAAAGUAUCGAAGUUCUUGAGACUGCGCUGCAUAGCUCCCCAUCGGCUGUCGUGGUAGCAGAGCCGUACCUCUUCAAUCUUUCGACGCUCUACGAGCUUCAUUCAGCCACAGCUGCAGAGAAGAAACGCGACCUUUUGAUCGAGGUGGCGAAGUGGAGUGGAGAUGGACUGAAGACGGCGUGCUUGAAGAUGCCGUCUACAUGACAGGUUUAUAUCGUGAUAUAUCGGGCUUGUACCAUAUGAAUGGGAUGAACUCGUUUUGGCUCUGUAAACUGAUUGUGUAAAGAGAAACAGAGCCACAGCUGAGUGGUAUCACGUCGUUCACGAAAUGAUACAGAUUUAAAUCGGUACUGAUCAUUAUUCACUGGUCCCACGAAGCGUGAUACAUUUAACGGCUCCCGGGUGAUCACCAUGAUCCGACCGAGGGCGUUGUUGUCUACAGCCUCCGCAAGACACUAGCCUCGGUAUCUAGCGCCAUGAUGGUUUCUCAGGAC